This is a messenger RNA of Didymosphaeria variabile, 1194 nucleotides long. RefSeq lists its product as uncharacterized. Lineage: Eukaryota; Fungi; Ascomycota; Dothideomycetes; Pleosporales; Didymosphaeriaceae. Gene Ontology annotation, molecular function: DNA-binding transcription activator activity, RNA polymerase II-specific. The transcript has a single exon. The record is from RefSeq and is a predicted model, not a curated record. The coding region runs from base 1 to 1194 and encodes 397 amino acids. Gene Ontology annotation, biological process: regulation of transcription by RNA polymerase II.
AUGUCACUGCCCGACCUCACAAUACCAACCACGUUUCCCUGGAUAUCACCGUACCUCCGCUUCAACGACAUAUGGAGACCGAUACGAGAAAACCUUCCACCGGCUCUGCAAGGAAUUCUCUACCACUAUGAGUAUACCACGAGUCUCACGCUCGCGGACGAAGACCCUGCGAAAGCAGCUUGGCAGUCCGUCGUGCCUGACCUAGCAGCAAACCACAAGUUCCUCGUACACAACAUCCUAGCGGUCGCAUCGCUCCACCUCGCAAGGCUGCAUGGUCGUGGGUCGGAACGCAGAGCGAUGACAGAUUUGGCGGCGUCUCAAAUGAACAAGGCAAUACAAGGGUUCCGGCCUCAACUAAACAACAUCAAUGCCGAGAACGCUGCUGCUCUCUUUGCGAGUUCGACGCUCACCGCGGUAUACUUCUUCCGCACUGCGACACAGGAGUUGGAAGACAUACGAGCAAGCGUUUUACAAGGGACAAUUACACCGCCUCCAUACGUAGUGGAUAGGAUGCUUGCGGCCACGCUACGAACGAUAUGGGGUCUGCGCGGGCCGUGGACGGUCCUAAUACCAGGCUGGGACCACGUCGUGAACGGCGAAAUGAGCGUCAUUGCGAAUCGACACUGGUGGCCCAAGGACCGCCGACCGAAGUCAGAUCUGGCUCUGGAAGAAGAUCAGCGCCUCGCUGAUAUGGAGCGGCUUUGGAACGGCGGCCCUGAUCCAUCGCCUGAUGCCGAUACCUUGACCUCGGCGUUGUUCUACUUGAGAGAAACGUAUGCGCUGGUCUCGGAAUUGGUUAUAGCUGAGAACGAGUUUCCCUAUUUGACCUCUGUGGACUACGCGUACGCCGAUGAAGGCGGUAAGAUCGUGCAGAUGAAGGACCGCGGGGCGAUCUUUGUUUGGGCUGUGCGCAUUUCGAGGGAAUUUAUAAGGUUGGUGGAACAGAAGAAUAAGUACGCGUUGGCGAUACUGGCGCACUACGCUGUGCUUGCUGGGAGAGUGCGCAACGUGUGGUGGCUAGAGGGAAUGGGCGCCAAUUUCAUCAUUACAGUGGCGGUAGCAUUGGGUAGGGAGAAUUGGCAUCUCAUCGAGUGGCCGGUAAAGCAAGUCAAUGUGGAUCUGGAGAACGCGUUCUCAGCAAGACUUGAUCUGCUGGAGGGUGCGCCGGGGGAAAUGGCGAUGGAGGUUGUAUGA